This is a messenger RNA of Alternaria arborescens, 666 nucleotides long. RefSeq lists its product as hypothetical. Bases 1 to 666 code for a protein of 221 amino acids. Gene Ontology annotation, molecular function: acyltransferase activity, transferring groups other than amino-acyl groups. NCBI's taxonomy places the organism in Eukaryota, Fungi, Ascomycota, Dothideomycetes, Pleosporales, Pleosporaceae. The transcript is spliced from 2 exons. The record is from RefSeq and is a predicted model, not a curated record.
AUGCCAGAUUCAAGCCUCGCCAUUUCACUUCUCAAACCCGAGGAAGCAGAACAAUAUAUGCGUAUACGGCAUGAGGUCUUUCGCAACACCAUCAACAACAUCCUCUACUCUCGGGGCGAGCCAUCUCAGAAAACGCUCGACAGAGUCACAGAAGAUAUACGUGAUGGCAUAAUCAACAAAGGCAUCCUCUACCUCAAGUGUGUCGAUACCUCGACUGGUGAGAUGGUCGCAGGCGCACGUUGGCGCUACGUCAAGCCAAAAGAAGAAGGCGCGAAGGAACGUACCUGGGAAGAGGUAGAUGCUGGUUUCACCAUCCCAGAACCGUACGACGAGAGUGACCCAGAGCUCUUCAAAAGUCUCUACACUCUGUUCAACUCAAACAAGCGGGAGAUUCUUGGCAACAGACCCUACUACGUAUUGGAUACGUUAGCCACGCUCCAAGCCCACGAGAGAAGAGGAGCCGGAAGCAUGCUGGUAAGAUGGGGCUGUGCAAGGGCGGACGAGGUCGGUGUCGAAGCCUUUCUCGAAGCCAGUCCCAUGGGGGCGCCAAUGUAUGCGCGGCAUGGUUUUCAGCCAGUCAAAGAGGUGAGUAUCGAUCUGAGACAGUGGGGUGGAAAGGAGUUGAUGAACUUUAUCCUUAUGUUACGACCUGCAAAGCAGUCGUAG